Serpula lacrymans var. lacrymans S7.9 is the source of this 1196-nucleotide messenger RNA. RefSeq lists its product as uncharacterized. NCBI's taxonomy places the organism in Eukaryota, Fungi, Basidiomycota, Agaricomycetes, Boletales, Serpulaceae. The coding region runs from base 141 to 1007 and encodes 288 amino acids. Gene Ontology annotation, biological process: carbohydrate metabolic process. The transcript is spliced from 7 exons. The record is from RefSeq and is a predicted model, not a curated record. Gene Ontology annotation, molecular function: zinc ion binding; aldehyde-lyase activity.
ACCAGACUAAAAGUUAACCCACGAAACUUCAAGCUUCAGCUUACAGCUUUUCUUUAGAGUCAUGCCAUUAUUAUUGCUAUCUCUUUCAACUCGCACAGUUUGUUUCUGUGGACACACACUUCCCAGUUCACCACCAAAUAAUGGCACUGAAAGGCAACCGAACCCUGGACAUACUCAGGAAAGCUGAGGACGAAGGUUAUGGUAUUCUGGCACAGAGCUGCUACGAUGCCCACUCAGUGAUUGGACUCGUGCGAGCCGCAGAGCGGUGUCGAAGUCCUGCCGUUGUCAACCUUUUCCCGAUUACUUUGGCAUAUGGUAAAGGGCCAUUCCUUCAAUUCUGUUUGAAUGCCGCUCAUCAAGCAUCCGUCCCUAUCGCUGUAAACCUUGAUCAUGCGACUGACCCCGAACAUCUUGAGCUCGCUCUCAGCCUCGCAGAACAGGGAAUCGCUUUUGAUAGCAUCAUGGUCGAUGCCAGCCAUGCUGAUACUGAUGAAGAAAAUAUCGUACUCGCUCGACCCUACGUUCAGCGUGCUGAAAAAUGUGGUAUCGCUGUCGAAGUUGAGCUUGGACGUCUAGAGGGCGGUGAAGCAGGCCUGCGAAUGAUCUCGGAUGCGAAGCUAACGAAUCCCGACAAGGCUGAAACAUUUAUGAAAGGAACGGGGGCGCUUGUUCUGGCUCCUAGUAUAGGCAAUCUCCACGGUUCCUACAUCAAUCCGCCAAACUUCAGACAGGACAUUCUUAAGGAUUUACAGUCGAAAUUCAAAGGUAAAAUUCCUCUAUGCUUGCAUGGUACAGAUGAACUCCCAGACAAUUUGUUUGUCGAGUGUAUAAAGAACGGGGUUAGCAAGAUCAAUGUCAACAGUUGGGGUCGCGAUCCGUACGCCAAACAACUUGCAAUUGGAUUGCAAACAAAAUCUUUCCCAGAGGCUGUCGAGGAGGCCACAGAGGUGUUUGCGUCCGUAUGUGAGCGCUUCAUGAAGCUUUUCGGGUCAGCAGGCAAGGCGUAAAUGGCUCUUUACAUCUGCUGUGUGCCCCUGAAAUCCGUCAAAAAGCUUUUUCUGUUUUAUAUGAUUCGAGAGAUAUAAUUAUCGAGAUAAUGUGCUCUCUUAAAGCUUCAUCAGUGGACAAGCCUGGGAAAUCCCAAUAUAUAUGUGUCAAGAAUGUGACGGAUGCCAAUAGAGCAAUGGUCUUCAGCU